Procambarus clarkii (red swamp crayfish) is the source of this 489-nucleotide messenger RNA. NCBI's taxonomy places the organism in Eukaryota, Metazoa, Arthropoda, Malacostraca, Decapoda, Cambaridae. The record is from RefSeq and is a predicted model, not a curated record.
AUGGUUAACGCCACUACGUCCCCUCAGUUCUCCCCUUGGUCCUCGCCCUCGGUCCUCGCCCUCAGUUCUCCCCUCGAUCCUCCGGCGGAUGUCACGCUUUCAGCAAAAGCGCGACUCCGGCCCACUACUAAGCGCGACUCCGGCCCUGCUACUAAGCGCGACUCCGGCCCUGCUACUAAGCGCGACUCCGGCCCUGCUACUAAGCGCGACUCCGGCCCUGCUACUAAGCGCGACUCCGGCCCUGCCACUAAGCGCGACUCCGGCCCUGCUACUAAGCGCGACUCCGGCCCUGCUACUAAGCGCGACUCCGGCCCUGCUACUAAGCGCGACUCCGGCCCUGCUACUAAGCGCGACUCCGGCCCUGCUACUAAGCGCGACUCCGGCCCUGCUACUAAGCGCGACUCCGGCCCUGCCACUAAGCGCGACUCCGGCCCUGCUACUAAGCGCGACUCCGGCCCGCUACUAAGCGCGACUCCGGCCCGCUACUAA